Molecule: messenger RNA, 540 nt
Organism: Doryrhamphus excisus (bluestripe pipefish)
Lineage: Eukaryota; Metazoa; Chordata; Actinopteri; Syngnathiformes; Syngnathidae
Gene: rps12
Product: ribosomal protein S12
Biological process (GO): translation
Cellular component (GO): ribosome
Molecular function (GO): structural constituent of ribosome
Source: RefSeq, a predicted model, not a curated record
CACCAUCAUUUGGGGGCCUUGCAGCCUUAAAACAAUGUCGCGCAGUGAUGACGUCCUCUCUACCCGCUGUCCGAAAGGAGGAAAGGAAGUUUAGGUCCGCCAUCCAUCCAAAUCUACAAUGGCCGAGGAAGGCAUUGCUGCCGGAGGUGUGAUGGAUGUCAACACCGCUCUCCCUGAAGUGCUCAAGACCGCACUUAUCCACGAUGGCCUUGCCCGUGGUAUCCGUGAGGCUGCUAAAGCCCUGGACAAGCGCCAGGCUCAUUUGUGCGUCCUUGCCGCCAACUGCGACGAGCCCAUGUACGUCAAACUGGUGGAGGCCCUCUGUGCUGAGCAUCAGAUCAACCUAAUUAAGGUUGACGACAAUAAGAAGCUGGGCGAGUGGGUUGGUCUGUGCAAGAUCGACCGUGAGGGUAAACCCCGUAAGGUGGUGGGCUGCAGCUGCGUUGUCGUCAAGGACUAUGGCAAGGAGUCUCAAGCCAAGGAUGUCAUUGAGGAAUACUUCAAGGCCAAGAAAUAAGAGAAUAAACUGUUGAAACGGUG